CGGGGGCGGGGCCUCCACGGUCUCGGCAGCGCCUCCGCCGCCGCCUCCUCCUGCUCCUCCUCCUCCUCCUCCUCCUCCUCACCAGCGAUAAACCCGGGACUGGACCGAGCGGAGUUGUGCGUGUUACCGAAGGGGGGUGGGCCGGGGGAGGGGAGGUUCGCUCCGCGGAGCCGUAGCCAGAACCGGGACCAGGAAUCGACUCAGCCGUGUUUGGUGCAUCUUUGGCAGAAAGUGAGGAGGAAAACAUCCCCAUUGUUCUUUGGCAUGGACACAGGUUCAGUGGGAAGAUUAGAAUUGACUGAACAGACUCCUGUUUUAUUAGGGGCUACCGCCAUGGCAACUAGUCUCACGAAUGUAGGAAAUACGUUUAGUGGUCCACCUAAUCCAUUAGUCUCUAGAUCGAAUAAAUUUCAGAACUCAUCAGUGGAAGAUGAUGAUGAUGUUGUUUUUAUUGAACCUGUUCAACCUCCCCCACCUUCUGCACCUGUGGUGGCUGAUCAAAGAACUAUAACAUUUACAUCAUCAAAAAAUGAAGAACUGCAAGGAAAUGAUUCUAAAACUCUUUCUUCCUCAAAAGAAUUGGCUUCUCAGAAGGGAAGUGUAAGUGAAACAAUUAUCAUUGAUGAUGAAGAGGACAUGGAAAUAAAUCAAGGACAAGAGAAAAAUUCCUCCAAUUUUAUUGAACGAAGACCUCUUGAAACUAAAAACAGAACCAAUGAUGUGGAUUUCUCCACUUCCAGUUUUUCAAGAAGUAAGGUAAAUGCAGGAAUGGGUAAUAGUGGUAUUACCACAGAACCAGACUCUGAAAUUCAGAUUGCUAAUGUUACAACCUUAGAAACAGGUGUAAGCUCUGUGAAUGAUGGCCAAUUAGAAAAUACUGACGGGCGUGAUAUGAACUUAAUGAUUACACAUGUAACAUCACUGCAGAAUACCAACUUGGGAGAUGUCUCUAACGGACUGCAGUCAAGUAAUUUCGGUGUUAAUAUACAAACAUACACCCCAUCUUUAACUUCACAGACCAAGACUGGAGUAGGACCUUUUAAUCCUGGUAGAAUGAAUGUGGCAGGAGAUGUAUUUCAGAACGGAGAAUCUGCAACUCAUCAUAAUCCUGAUUCUUGGAUCUCCCAGUCAGCUUCAUUUCCCCGUAAUCAGAAACAACCUGGAGUGGAUUCUUUAUCACCAGUGGCCUCACUUCCUAAGCAGAUUUUCCAGCCUUCUGCCCAACAGCAACCCACUAAACCAGUUAAAGUCACUUGUGCAAACUGCAAAAAACCUUUGCAGAAGGGACAAACAGCUUAUCAACGAAAAGGAUCUGCUCACCUGUUUUGUUCUACCACCUGCCUUUCUUCCUUCUCUCACAAGCCUGCUCCAAAGAAACUCUGUGUUAUGUGUAAAAAAGAUAUAACUACAAUGAAAGGAACCAUUGUUGCUCAGGUGGAUUCAAGUGAGUCCUUCCAGGAAUUUUGUAGUACAUCUUGUUUGUCACUCUAUGAAGACAAACAGAAUCCUACUAAAGGAGUUCUAAAUAAAUCAAGAUGUACAAUCUGUGGUAAACUAACAGAGAUUCGCCAUGAAGUUAGCUUUAAAAAUAUGACUCACAAGCUGUGCAGUGACCACUGCUUUAAUAGAUAUAGAAUGGCAAAUGGUUUAAUAAUGAAUUGCUGUGAACAGUGUGGAGAGUACUUACCAAGCAAAGGUGCUGGAAAUAAUGUUCUUGUGAUUGAUGGUCAGCAGAAAAGAUUUUGCUGUCAAAGUUGUGUCAGUGAAUAUAAACAGGUAGGUAGCCAUCCAAGCUUCCUGAAAGAGGUUCGAGAUCACAUGCAGGACUCUUUCUUAAUGCAGCCUGAGAAAUGUGGAAAACUGACUACUUGUACUGGCUGCCGAACACAGUGCAGGUUUUUUGAUAUGACUCAGUGCAUAGGUCCUAACGGAUAUAUGGAGCCAUAUUGUUCAACUGCUUGCAUGAACAGUCACAAGACAAAAUAUGCAAAAUCACAAAGUUUGGGAAUUAUUUGCCAUUUUUGUAAGCGAAACUCUUUACCUCAAUACCAAGCCACAAUGCCUGAUGGAAAACUGUAUAACUUUUGCAAUUCCAGUUGUGUGGCUAAAUUUCAGGCUCUAAGUAUGCAGUCAUCUCCAAAUGGCCAGUUUGUGGCUCCCAGUGAUAUUCAGUUGAAAUGCAAUUACUGCAAAAAUUCCUUUUCUUCAAAGCCAGAAAUCCUGGAAUGGGAGAACAAAGUGCAUCAGUUCUGCAGCAAAACUUGUUCAGAUGACUAUAAGAAGCUGCACUGCAUAGUUACAUAUUGUGAAUACUGUCAAGAGGAGAAGACUCUUCAUGAAACAGUAAAUUUCUCUGGCGUUAAAAGACCUUUCUGUAGUGAAGGCUGCAAACUAUUGUAUAAGCAGGAUUUUGCAAGACGUUUAGGAUUGAGAUGUGUCACUUGCAACUAUUGCUCUCAGCUGUGUAAGAAGGGAGCAACAAAAGAACUUGAUGGUGUUGUGAGAGAUUUCUGCAGUGAAGAAUGCUGUAAAAAAUUUCAGGAUUGGUACUACAAGGCUGCAAGGUGUGACUGUUGUAAAUCUCAAGGAACUCUUAAAGAGCGAGUUCAGUGGCGUGGAGAAAUGAAACAUUUCUGUGAUCAACAUUGCUUACUUCGUUUCUACUGUCAGCAAAAUGAGCCCAACAUGACAACUCAGAAAGGGCCUGAAAACUUACACUAUGAUCAGGGUUGUCAGACAUCCCGAACCAAAAUAACAGGUUCAGCACCACCCCCUUCUCCAACACCCAACAAAGAGAUGAAGAACAAAGCAGUUCUUUGCAAACCUUUAACAAUGACAAAAGCCACUUAUUGUAAACCUCACAUGCAGACCAAAUCUUGUCAGACAGAUGAUAAUUGGAAAACAGAAUAUGUUCCAGUGCCUAUUCCUGUGCCUGUGUAUAUCCCAGUACCUAUGCACAUGUACAGUCAGAAUAUUCCUGUUCCUACUACAGUUCCUGUUCCUGUGCCAGUUCCUGUUUUUCUGCCUGCCCCAUUGGAGAACAGUGAGAAGAUCCCUGUAGCAAUUGAGGAGAUAAAAAGCAAAGUUUCCUCAGAUCCUCUUGAUGCAGAGUUGCUUACAAUGACAGAUAUGAUGAAUGAAGAUGAGGGAAAACCAGAAGCUGCCAGCAUCAACAGUGUAAUUAUUGAAACAGAUAUCAUUGGUUCAGAUAUCUUGAAGAACUCUGACCCAGAGACACAAUCUACCAUGCCUGAUGUACCAUAUGAACCAGAUUUGGAUAUCGAAAUAGAUUUUCCCAGAGCGGCUGAGGAGCUUGAUAUGGAAAAUGAAUUUUUAUUACCACCUGUUUUUGGAGAAGAAUAUGAGGAACAGCCCAGACCUCGAUCUAAAAAAAAGGGAACAAAGAGAAAAGCUGUAUCAGAAUACCAGUCUCAUGAUGAUAGUUCUGACAAUUCAGAAUGCAGCUUUCCUUUCAAAUAUACAUAUGGUGUAAAUGCAUGGAAACACUGGGUCAAAACUAGGCAACUUGAUGAAGAUCUCCUGGUAUUAGAUGAACUAAAAUCUCCUAAAUCAGUAAAGUUAAAAGAGGAUCUUCUCUCUCACACCACGGCUGAGCUUAACUAUGGGUUGGCCCAUUUUGUCAAUGAGAUCCGACGGCCAAAUGGAGAGAACUAUGCACCUGACAGCAUCUAUUAUCUUUGCCUUGGAAUACAGGAGUACUUGUGUGGUAGUAAUCGAAAAGACAAUAUAUUUAUUGAUCCAGGAUACCAGACAUUUGAGCAAGAGUUGAAUAAAAUACUUCGAAGUUGGCAACCAAGCAUACUUCCAGAUGGGUCAAUAUUCUCUCGAGUGGAAGAAGAUUAUCUCUGGAGGAUAAAACAACUAGGAUCACACUCUCCAGUAGCUCUUCUGAACACCCUGUUCUACUUUAACACUAAGUAUUUUGGCCUGAAAACAGUGGAACAACACUUAAGACUUUCCUUUGGCACUGUGUUCAGGCAUUGGAAAAAAAAUCCUUUAACAAUGGAAAACAAAGCAUGUCUUCGAUACCAAGUAUCUUCCUUAUGUGGAACAGAUAAUGAAGAUAAAAUUACAACUGGAAAAAGAAAACAUGAAGAUGAUGAGCCAGUAUUUGAACAAAUUGAAAACACAGCCAAUCCUUCUAGAUGUCCUGUGAAAAUGUUUGAAUGCUACUUGUCUAAAAGUCCACAGAAUCUUAACCAGAGAAUGGAUGUUUUUUACUUGCAACCAGAAUGCUCUAGUUCUACAGAUAGCCCUGUCUGGUACACAUCUACUUCACUGGACCGAAACACCUUGGAAAAUAUGCUUGUACGGGUUCUUUUAGUAAAAGAUAUUUAUGAUAAAGACAAUUAUGAACUGGAUGAAGACACAGACUAAAAUGGAAUGUUUCGGACACAACCGGGAUAAAACAGCAUUAGAUAGUCAUGCUGCUAGAUCUUUAUUACAGAAAACAUUUCAAGUUUACUCCUUCUGUUUUAAGUUUUGUAGCAGUGUACCCAAACUGGGUAUUACCAUGUAAAUAAUCUGUGAGUGAAAGUUGCCAUUAUUCUAUGUAGUGGUUUUAGAAUACUUAACAAAUACAUUCAAAGGUUGUUUUUUAUUAUUAUUAUUAUUAUUAUUUAUUUGAUUAGGUAUGUUUGUGACUUUUUACAUUACAAAAUAUGAAUGAGAAUGUGCCAUGUGUAAUUUUUUUCUUGUAGUAGGAAACAUCCAUAUUGCACAACCCUGCUGUCGCAAAGCUUUCUUGAAAGGGGACUCUUUUACUGGGUUCUUAACCAGAUGGUUGUGUAUGGGUAGCACUACUAAAAGUUUAGAACUUGCAGUGUCUUUCAGAAUUUUAAAAAUAAACUGUAAACUAAUAGGUUGGGUUUUUUUGUUAUUUUUGUUUUAUGUUUUAGUUACUGAAGCCUUACAAGGUUAUGUAGAGAAUACCAUCUUCUGUACCAAAAAUAGACAAGAGAAUGCUGUCAAUAUUGGUGUACUGUAAUGUGAAUCUAUACUGGUGAAAACGACUUUUUGUUCUCCAUAUUAAAACCUCAGUGUCUUUUUUUUCAUUUGUGGCUUUCUGCAUCACCCCUAUAAAUAAAACAUAUAUGUAUAUAUGUAUAUAUAUAUAUGUGUGUGUGUGUAUAUAUAUAUAUAUGUAUAUAUAUAAAGAAUGACCAUAAGUUGAAAACAUGAUCAUCAAGACAUUUUCUUUGUAAAAAUGUCUGAUGAAAGUAUAAAAUCCUUUUGUUUCCUCUCCAUAUCAACCUUAAGUAUCUGAAAUCUCCUUCAUUUAUAGAGGUUUCGUUUUUCUUUUUUUUCUUUUUUUGCCCUUAGCGGUAUAUGGAUCAUGCUGCAAUAUUACCUGAGUAGAGUACUCUAAAACUUUACCAGUUUUAUUAGAAUUCUCAUGCCUGUCCUCAAAUAUGACUGAUUUCAUACAUUGAAUAAAAUUAUUUUUAGAAAUGCCACUUCUGAAAUAGUUAUUAUAGAAACUCAAGCUACUUUAAGUAAGAUAAUAUCACGUUUUACUAUGAAGAUUGUCAGUGUAAUAAUUCUGAUAUUUCACAUGACUGAAGAACAAAGAAACUGAUGGUUAAAGUAUAUCUCAAAGGAAAUCAUAUUUGAUAUUAAAUUGUUUGGCUUUUAAAAUUUGAUUAUUUCUUAUAGAAGAUUGCAUUAAAAAAAGCUUUGUGCUUCUGCAUAGCAUUUUAUCCAUUCAGAUCUUUUAGAAUAAGGACAUUUAUUUAAAAUCCUACUUUCUAAAGACUGAGCAAAAUACUAGGCACAUAUUAUCAUAAAUCUUAUGGCUAACUUCCUAUAGCGUGUGUAUAAUCAUGUCAUUUUCUUGUUUCUAGUUCCUGAAUCACCAUGGUGACAUUAGUUUUUAAAAAUUGUUGCAUGAAAAUCAGUCUAUUUUCCACAGUGGGUAGGCAAUUUCUACAUAUCCUUUACAUAUUGCCUUCUCCCUUAGGAUGAAUGUUAGCCACAAAAGAAAUUUUCUCAUUCAUGAUUUGGAAAAUUUCACAGGAGUAAUCAUUGUGUAUUUAAGCAAUACGUAUCUGAAAUGUUUUUGGCAUAGAAAAUUAUACUCUUCUAACUUGUUUUGUAACAGGUUGAAAUAACUUUUCUGCCCCUUAAUAGAUUUUAUAAUUAUUGAUUAAUAGACUGACAGCAAAUCUGCUAUUACUCUACUAAAGUAAAUUGCUUAUUGUCUCUUUAAGAAAAGUGGGUAACAUAUUUAAAAUACAUAGUACAAAAAUUUUCUCAAACUUCUCUUUUUCCAGUAUUACUUCUUUAAAUACUUUUCUUAUAAAUGCAUAUUGUUGAUUAAAAAGUGGUUAACCCUAACCGUUUUUUAAUCUUUACAAUGGUGCUAUAUUCCAUGCAAGAGCAAUAAAGUUUUUUUCCAAAUAUCACUUAUUGUAUAUUUUACCAAGUACCAUAAAUUUCUGGCAUGGUGCUGUCAUUUAAGCACUUGCUAUUUACAUUUAUUUGUAAAUUUUAGCACUUCUAAAAGAAAUGUCUGUGUAAUUUUGAUCUUGACAUGAUUGAGGAUUUAGACAUCUUGAUUGCAGUCCAAGGGUUGAUUAACUUGAUUCUCAGGGAGAAAGAGAAAAAUCUGUUUUAUGAGAAUUGUGUUGCUCUGUGAAACAUUUCAUCCAGAGCACGUUUCAUUGACUUCUGGAUAUCUUUAGUUUGUGUGGUUAUUGCUGACAACUGAGAAAAAGGACAGUAAAAUAAUAGGUUCUUUUUGUUUCUUGGUGAUUUGUGAUUAUAGCAUCCUGUAAAUAUGACUUUAUUGCAUUGAGAUACCUAUUGGAGAUGCUAUAUUUUUCUGUUCUGAAGAGUUUGCCAUUUAAAAUGAGCUAAUGAAAAAAAAUUAUCCAUAUUGAGAAAAAUGGAUUUCCCAGGCAAAUUAAAUCUUCAUUAACACAUUUCUUUAGGCUUUUAAGGUAAGAAAGCUCUCAACUUUUUUUUUUUUUU
Trichechus manatus latirostris (Florida manatee) is the source of this 6993-nucleotide messenger RNA. RefSeq names its product zinc finger MYM-type containing 2 (gene ZMYM2). The transcript has 25 exons. Lineage: Eukaryota; Metazoa; Chordata; Mammalia; Sirenia; Trichechidae. The record is from RefSeq and is a predicted model, not a curated record. Gene Ontology annotation, molecular function: zinc ion binding. Bases 265 to 4398 code for a protein of 1377 amino acids.